Molecule: messenger RNA, 518 nt
Organism: Osmia lignaria (orchard mason bee)
Lineage: Eukaryota; Metazoa; Arthropoda; Insecta; Hymenoptera; Megachilidae
Source: RefSeq, a predicted model, not a curated record
UUCAGUGUUUGUGUAUAAAAGAUACUUCUAGCAGAGGAUAAUCAAUCAAUUCGAUCGAGCGUAACGGAGUUAACAAGUUCUACUAUUUUCAAGUCUGCGUAAGAAAUAAUCAACUACAAAGAAAGAUGCCGAGAUCAGGAUGUGCUGACAGAUGCUGUGUUGACAAAUGCGACUCGAAGUGUGGCGAUCAGUGCAAGUGUUGUGGUUCUGGGCCAUGCAAUGGCAAAUCUUGCUGCACAUCUAACCAAAAAUGCUGUGGUACACCUCGCCAACAGUGUUGCUGCAUUUCUAGAGACAGAUGCUGCACCAAUUCUAGUGGCAAAUGUUGUUGCUAAAUUCGAUUCCGGCUACGAAUAAAGAGGCGAUCAUCGCUAAGAGCGAUCGUUGCGACGAAUAUUAGAUGACACUAUUUCCUUCAGGCGCCCUUUACCACUAUUAUUCAACAACAAUAGCUAACUAUUCAAUGUUUAAAUGUUCAAAAAUUUUUGUGGUAAUAAAGAUGAUAAAAUAAUAUUUAA